AUGAAUAAAAAUUCAGAAGAAGUAGAUAAAAGCAGCUCGAAUAAGUGCCUCUGCGUGCAAAUAGUAGGCAAUAAUUACUGCAUGGAGUAUUGCACGUUUCCGCGUGAAGAAAGGAUUUCUCCCCCAGAAGAGUCUGUUUCUUACCCGAAAAUGCUCAUUUGUUUCCUGGUCCUGUGCCUUAAGCUUCUGGUUUUUGCUCUUAUUGCUUUCCUGGUCUACCGUUGGAGCCUCUUCUCCCUGGAAAUGCACUCGAAAGAGGGGAAGUGCUUGGGAACAGACACUCUCCAAUGCAAUGGCACCAGAGAGUCUGCAGAGUAG
Nematocida major is the source of this 318-nucleotide messenger RNA. RefSeq lists its product as uncharacterized. The transcript has a single exon. The coding region runs from base 1 to 318 and encodes 105 amino acids. NCBI's taxonomy places the organism in Eukaryota, Fungi, Microsporidia. The record is from RefSeq and is a predicted model, not a curated record.